AUGGAUCUUGAUAGCGACGGCCUCAGUCUUGGCACUUCCGCGGAGGUUUACGUCAGAGCUGCUACUCCAACAUUCCUCACCUCCACCAUGUUUCGCAUACGUCCGCCUCUCCGAGCUUUUCAAGCGCCUUCGCGACCGUCACAAGCCUUCCCGCGAUGCCUCCGUGAUCACACCUCCUUCCGCACAUACAAGCAACAACGCUUCGGUCGUGGCCCGCAGUACAAGCGAUUUGGCUCGGCUUCCGGUGGCAUAGCAGGUCUUUUCUUUCGCUGGGCAGCUCGACCGACCUUCUAUCGCGAUGUCGGCAUCAUCACAGCAGGCACUGGAGGCGUCUAUGUCUACAACCUCGAACAAGUGCCCGUGUCAGGUCGGAGGCGCUUCAACAUCAUAUCUCCAGGCUUAGAGGAAACACUGGGCAAGUCAACUGUCGACCAGGUCAAAGAGCAAUACCAAGGACAGUUUCUGUCAGAUAGUGACCCGAGAGUACGGAAGGUGAAGCAGGUCUUGGAGAGGCUCUUGCCAUACGCAGAAGGAGAGGGUCUCCAGUCCUUGGAAUGGGAGGUUCAUGUGAUUGAUUCACCAGAACAGAAUGCCUUCGUUGCGCCUGGCGGCAAGGUUUUUGUGUUCACAGGCAUACUGCCGCUUUGUAAAGACGAAGAUGGCAUCGCAGCGGUCCUCGGCCACGAGAUCGCUCAUGUCGUCGCACAUCACACAGCUGAACGAAUGUCGCAAGCCCCCCUGAUACUCCUCGGAAUCAUCGCCCUCUCCAUGUUCGACGUCUCCCUCUACUCUGGCAAAAUGCUCAUCGACCUCUUCCUCUCCAUGCCCGCCUCUCGCAAACACGAAGCAGAAGCCGACUACAUCGGACUCAUGAUGAUGGCACAAGGCUGCUACAACCCCGAGGCCGCGAUGAAGUUCUGGAAUCGCAUGGAGAAACUGGGUCAGGGUGGGCCGCCUCAGAUCUUGUCUAUCGCACCCUUCGAAUCAUAA
Parastagonospora nodorum SN15 is the source of this 990-nucleotide messenger RNA. RefSeq lists its product as hypothetical. NCBI's taxonomy places the organism in Eukaryota, Fungi, Ascomycota, Dothideomycetes, Pleosporales, Phaeosphaeriaceae. Gene Ontology annotation, biological process: protein quality control for misfolded or incompletely synthesized proteins; mitochondrial protein processing. Gene Ontology annotation, molecular function: metalloendopeptidase activity. Gene Ontology annotation, cellular component: mitochondrial inner membrane. The transcript has 2 exons. The record is from RefSeq and is a predicted model, not a curated record. The coding region runs from base 1 to 990 and encodes 329 amino acids.